AUGGGCGACAAUCUCACAAUGGGCGACAACAAGGCAUUCACUCUCUUCGACAUGGGCCUGUUCAGCGGCAAGCCGCAGCACGAGCAGUUCUGCCGCUUGCACGAGCUGGGCACCGUCUCGACCCUCAAGCCCAGUGCCAACCCCCACAUCUUCCCAGACGGCGACAAACUCACUUUGCCCGAGACGUACACCGGCGGCGACGGGAAGGAGCAUUCUGUAUCAGAGUUGCUGAAGGAUACGGCGACUGGCGCCCUCCUUGUUCUGCACGACGGCAAGGUUGCGUUCGAAGAGUACUGGCUCACCAGCGGCCCGGAGGUGCCGUGGCUCUCCAUGUCCGUUGCCAAGAGCUUCACCUCCACUCUGGUCGGUAUCGCCCACGCUGAGGGACACAUCAAGUCCCUCGACGAGCCUAUUAGCAAAUACGUCAAGGUUCAGCCUGGGAGCGCAUAUGACGGCGUUCCCAUCCGCACUGUUCUCCGCAUGUCGUCGGGCGCUAGAUGGAACGAGGACUACUCGGACCCCAACAGUGAUAUUGCGCUGUUUGGCCGUGCAGCCAGCGGAGAAGACGGCGGAUGCCUCGAUGACUUUAUUGCGUCCAUGGUGCGCGAGGUCGAGCCAGACACUGUUUGCCGGUACAACUCGGCAGAAACGCAGGUCCUCGGCGCCCUGGUCAAAGGCGCAACUGGCCGCAGCGUUACCGAUUACAUGCAGGAGAAGCUUUAUGAGCCCCUCGGCAUGCGGUACCCCGGUUAUUGGCUGCUCGAUAACCGUAACGUCGAGCACACGUAUGGCGGGCUCAACUUGACCGCACAGGACUUUGCCAAGAUUGGCGAACUGUUCCGCCUCGACGGAGAGUGGAACGGGCGCCAGAUCGUGCCCAAGGAGUGGGUGAAGGAGGCAACGACUGUCGAUGGUCCCCUGCGUGAGCCCGGACAGCCUAUCGUCGGCGGACACAAUCUCCCCCUCGGGUAUGGGUACCAGUGGUGGGUGCCGCCUGGAGACGAAGGCGAAUUCGCCGGCAUCGGCGUCUACAACCAGUUUGUGUACGUCAACCCGGUGCGUGGGGUCACGAUCGUCAAGAGCUCGGCCAACCCCCGGUACGGCAUCAGCGAGCAGGAGGAGGACAACAAGGACAUCGAGAACCUCGCCUUGCUCCAAUCGCUGGCGCGCCUCUUCCCUAAGAAGGCGUAA
Messenger RNA from Cutaneotrichosporon cavernicola, 1191 nucleotides. RefSeq lists its product as uncharacterized. The transcript has 2 exons. The record is from RefSeq and is a predicted model, not a curated record. Lineage: Eukaryota; Fungi; Basidiomycota; Tremellomycetes; Trichosporonales; Trichosporonaceae. The coding region runs from base 1 to 1191 and encodes 396 amino acids.